CCUUACCUCAAAGAACGUGGGGCAGCCAAACUUGUAAAUACUGUCCCUGAAUACCUGUUGAUAAACAUAUUGGUUAUCCUGGUCUAUACUUGUAUUGAUUUCAUUAAACUUUAGCGCCAAAGUCGAUGCUUGCUUUGAAUCUGGCAAAUUGCGCUCCACCUGUGCCUGUUUCUGACAACGCGAGGCAUGGAAGAUAUGUACAAAGCCAUUGUACUAUUAGGCUAGCACAAGCAGAUGCAUGGCGGCGCCGACGAGCUGGUCCUGGCUCGUGCUCAGGCUGGCACCCGUGUCCAAACGUAGUGCGAAGGGCGCGUCCCCCAGCAGCGGCUUCUGGGGAGCGGCCGGCUGGCGUUGGAGUAUCACAAAACUUCGCCAAUGGCUGUGCAGCCGUCUCACCUGCCUCUACCCCAUCACCAGCAGCCGCGCCGACUGCGCCUGCUCUGCCUCAGAGGUUGUUGGGAGUAGACUAUGGCACAGCCACGACUGGGCUGGCGGUAGGGCGCAACGGCUUCUGCAAUGCGCUCAAGGCACUUCCCACGCCGCGCACUGCCAAACUGUCUGACAUAGCGAAACAGGUGCUGGAGGUGGCGGCGGGCCAGGGCUGCGAUGCGGUGGUGGUGGGCAUUCCCGUGCAGCCGGGCGGCAACAUCGUCAAGCCGCACACCGACUCGCCCGUGGGCCGCCGCUGCCGCAGCCUGGCACACACGCUGGCACUUCUGGGCAAGGAGGCGGGAGUCAGUGUGUACCUGUACAAUGAGAAGAGCACGACGCGGGCGGUGGUAAAGGGCAUGGGGCGGAACUGGCAGGACCGACUGACCAAUGCGGAAAAGCAGGCCCGGGGCGUGGACGCUGAGGCCGCCGCCAUGCUGCUGCGGCUCUACUUUGGCAACCCCCGCCUGGCUGUGCGCAUAAACCCGCGGCCCAACGUGGUGGUGGUGGACCGGGGGGAGGAGGACGAGGUGGUGCAGCAGCAGAGGGGGCAGGAGGGAAAGACGGAGGGGUGGAAGCUGGAGGAGGGGAUGGUGGAGGGCGGGCAGGGGAAGGGCGGGCAGGGGCAGGGGCAGAGCGCGGGGCAGGUGGGUGGCGAGGGGAAAGCAGCAGUAAAAGGUGAGGGGGAGGGGCAAGCGGGGCAGGCCUGAGCUUGUGACAGAGCCUAGGACCGUGUGGACCAUCAUGUCGGGUGGGAAGCAGGACGCUGCCUAAAAGAAUUAAAGUUUGAGAUGUUACCCGAGGGGCUUUAGUAAGCGUGCAAGCACGCGGAGAGCACCAAGUGGUGCCAGGUGCUGCCAGGGGCCCUCGUGGUAUCAAGGGUGAUGAGCAGUGAGAGAUGAGAGGUGAAAGCAGCCAUUGGAGGUAGAGCCGAGAUGCGGGAGAGUAUGUGAGUACCAUACCACAUGCUAUCGUAAUGCUCGCGCGGGAACGUGACCUUGAACGUGACGGAUCAGGCCAAAGUGCAUGGCAGCCUGCCUGCAUUUUGUAAUGUUGCUUUCAU
This is a messenger RNA of Chlamydomonas reinhardtii, 1492 nucleotides long. RefSeq lists its product as uncharacterized. Gene Ontology annotation, biological process: rRNA 5'-end processing. The coding region runs from base 126 to 1139 and encodes 337 amino acids. The record is from RefSeq and is a predicted model, not a curated record. The transcript has 7 exons. NCBI's taxonomy places the organism in Eukaryota, Viridiplantae, Chlorophyta, Chlorophyceae, Chlamydomonadales, Chlamydomonadaceae.